Molecule: messenger RNA, 564 nt
Organism: Pterocles gutturalis (yellow-throated sandgrouse)
Lineage: Eukaryota; Metazoa; Chordata; Aves; Pterocliformes; Pteroclidae
Gene: TNNI1
Product: troponin I type 1 (skeletal, slow)
Exons: 6
Biological process (GO): muscle contraction
Cellular component (GO): troponin complex
Source: RefSeq, a predicted model, not a curated record
AUGCCAGAGCCGUAAAGAAAAUCCAAGAUCACAGCCUCACGCAAACUCUUGUUGAAGAGUUUGAUGCUGGCAAAAGCGAAGGAGGAGUGGGAUCAGGAGAUUGUGGACAAGCAGGCAGAGAAGGAAAGAUAUCUGUCUGAGCGGGUCACACCGCUGCACACCAGUGGGCUUUCCUUGAGCCAGCUCCAGGACCUGUGCAGGGAGUUGCACGAGAAGGUUGAAAUUGUGGAUGAAGAGAGAUACGACAUUGAAGCGAAAUGCAACCAUAACACUCGGGAGAUUAAAGAUCUGAAAAUCAAAGUUCUCGACCUCCGAGGAAAGUUCAAGCGACCCCCGCUGCGGCGAGUCCGCGUCUCCGCCGAUGCCAUGCUGCGGGCUCUGCUGGGCUCCAAGCACAAGGUGUCCAUGGAUCUCAGAGCCAACCUGAAGUCUGUCAAGAAGGAGGACACGGAGAAGGAGCGCCCCGUGGAAGUGGGCGACUGGCGCAAGAACGUGGAGGCCAUGUCAGGGAUGGAGGGGCGAAAGAAGAUGUUCGAUGCUGCCAAGUCCCCCACGGGCCAGUGA